This is a messenger RNA of Lindgomyces ingoldianus, 1347 nucleotides long. RefSeq names its product 5-azacytidine resistance protein-like protein azr1. NCBI's taxonomy places the organism in Eukaryota, Fungi, Ascomycota, Dothideomycetes, Pleosporales, Lindgomycetaceae. The record is from RefSeq and is a predicted model, not a curated record. The transcript is spliced from 2 exons. The coding region runs from base 82 to 1347 and encodes 421 amino acids.
CAUGCUUCUCCCUCGACUUCGCGCAUUCCCGCCACUGUCCUAUCGCUGACACUUGUGCCCUUCCAGAUUUGGGCUGCGGCCAUGGGAUUCGCCAUUGCAAGUGCACUGCGUCUGUCAACUCGGCUGACAUCCCAAGCAAGCUCGUCGCCGUCGUCAUCCUCCUCCGGCCUCCUGCUUCUCUAUCUAUCGACCUCCUCGCUGCUGGCGCACGCAGCCUCUCCCCGAACCGCCAGCUUUCAGUCGCAGAGAACUCUCUCUUCACUGCCAACAUGUCCGAUCAACAAGGCCACGUGCCCCGCGAUUUCAGGCGUUCGCUCCUUCCACUCUUCCUCGCACAAUUGGAGUAGCACCACCCAAUUCUCGUAUCACGUAGCCGCGUCAUAUUCAGCAAAGGGUAACAGGUUCAAUGCGGACAAGAAUACCUUCACGAGGGAUGUUUUCGAUCCCGCCGAGAGCGGCUUCCUGAGCUUUAAGGAGUGCAAAGCUUCCUCGGGUAAGCGAGCGCGACCGAAAAGUGGACAAGAUGCAUUCUUUUUCAGCCAGGUUGGGACCACACGAACUACAGCAUUUGGGGUGGCGGACGGCGUUGGCGGCUGGGUUGAGUCUGGUGUGGACCCUGCCGACUUCUCACACGGGCUGUGCGAGUACAUGGCUUGCGCCGCUCGAAUGUGGCCACAGGGAGCUAGGUCGAAUUCGUUACAUCCGAAAGACCUGCUCCAGGCGGGGUACGACGAGGUCAUGGUGGACCGUGGGAUUGUCGGUGGUGGCAGCACAGCAUGUCUCGCUGUCGCAGAACCAGAUGGGAAUGUCGAAGUGGCCAACCUCGGCGAUUCUGGCUUCAUGCAUUUGGGGUUGAACGCUGUGCGACACUUCACUCAACCACAGACUCAUGCCUUCAACACUCCAUACCAGCUCUCUAAAACCCCAGAACGCAUGUUGGUCCAGAUGGCGGUAUUCGGGGGUACAAGCGCCCUAUCUGACCUUCCAAAGGAGUCGAAUGUAACACAUCACCUAGUACGCCAUGGUGAUGUGCUCAUUUUCGCUACGGACGGAGUGUGGGACAAUCUGAGCCCGCAGGAUGCGCUGAGCAUUGUGAGCCGCUCUAUGAUCGAUCUUGGUGCUUGGGAAGAGAAAGACGGCGUUCUGGAGGUUGGCCCUGACCUGCCCAAAUUAACCCAAGCCACACGGGAUCGUAAAGCUGACAACGACUCCCUCCAAGCCAAACUCGCCAUUGCUAUUGCGAAAGAGGCCAAAGAGACUAGUCUCAACACCCGACGAGACGGUCCGUUUGCGAAAGAGGUACAGAAGAACUUCCCCGUGCAAGAUAACGAACCGAUGUUCAAAUAA